This is a messenger RNA of Amaranthus tricolor (Joseph's coat), 423 nucleotides long. RefSeq lists its product as uncharacterized. The record is from RefSeq and is a predicted model, not a curated record. The coding region runs from base 1 to 423 and encodes 140 amino acids. The transcript has 2 exons. NCBI's taxonomy places the organism in Eukaryota, Viridiplantae, Streptophyta, Magnoliopsida, Caryophyllales, Amaranthaceae.
AUGGAAUCAUCUAGUCCAAGUCAAGAACAAACUCCCACUCAAAUUUCCACUCCAAGUCAAAUUCCCACAACUUUGGAGAGACUAAGUGAAAGUGAUAUUCUUACACUUGAACAUGAUCCUGGAUUGAGGAGGAGAAUAUCUGACUUUCAUGUGGAUGAUAGGGAGUUAAUAAGGUGUGAGUACAUUCGAAGAGGUCCAUGUCAACCUAAAAACAAAGAUUUUCCCUACACAUACUUUGGAAAGAAAUGUGGAAGCAAAACUAAAAAUGUUGCCUAUUGUUUUGCUUGCUAUUUAUUUAAAAAUGAUAAUGUUUAUUGUGCGGGAGAUGCUGUUGUUAGAGGUGGGUUUAAUACUUGGGGUAAAGUUGAUUCUUUUGAAAAACAUUUUGGAGGUCAUAUGAGUACUCAUAAUAAUGCUUUAUAG